Rotaria sordida is the source of this 1566-nucleotide messenger RNA. NCBI's taxonomy places the organism in Eukaryota, Metazoa, Rotifera, Eurotatoria, Philodinida, Philodinidae. The record is from the annotation of a GenBank genome assembly.
AUGCUAUCCGAUGACUACGAUGAAACAUUUAUGUGCGUUAUUUGUUUCGAAUCACCAAAGGAUCGACUAAUGUGUCGAUUCUGCUCGAAAUUCAUUUGUGCUUCUUGUUUGAAUAAAAUAUUUGGCCCUUUUGGAUACGAUCAGAAAUGUCCACACUGUCGAGCUGUGGUGUCUCAAGAAGAUUUUACAAAAGUACUUUGGCUUCCGGACCAUUUGAAAGAGAUUGAUGAUCAAGUGAAAACUGGAACAGCUAAUAAAUGCAGUGAACAUGAACGACAAGAACUGUCGAUUUUUUGUCAAACGUGUGGCCUACGAAUAUGUGCUCAUUGUGUGUUACCAAUGUUUCACGGAAAACAUGUUCAGCAUGAUUAUUGUUCAUCGGAAGAUAUCUAUGCUAAAACUAUUAAAGAAGUUCGAGAACACAUCAAUCAUUCACGUCAUGCCGUACACAAGGGUCAAAAGGAAAUAGAAAAAAAUAAAAAAUCCUCCAAUACAAUUCUUCAAUAUCGGAAGCAGCGUCGUGACGAAUUCAACAAAAUGCACGCGUCAAUACACAUGAAAAUUGAUAGGGAAACUGAUAAAUAUCUAGAAAAGAUUGAAGGUGAACGAACUAUUCUUAAUGAUCAAAUCAACCAGCAUAACGAGGUGAUUACUAUGGCAGAACAAGAGAUCAACUCUAAAACUGAAACCGAAUUGAUUAGCAUGAGAAAAGAAUUGCUGAGUCGAUUUCAGAAACUUCCAUCGAUUUCGACUUUCAACAGCAUUGACACAACAAAAAACAUUCUCUCUGAUUUUUUGACACUUCCAUGGCAAACAGGUGAAUUUAUCUUGUAUGGUUUUUCAAGAAAGAACAGCAGUUGGGACAACUUUAUUGUACAAAAGUACUCUUUGGACUAUAAUCAAAGCUGGUCAUUCAUGGUACAUCCAAACUAUUCUACUGAUAAACAUCGUAAUGUACUAUCUGUCUUUUUGAAAUUAAAUAAUGGAAUGUUGCAACCUAUUGAUUAUACUUAUAUUGUCGAAUUAGUUCAUUCUAGUGGCGAUGUUUCUCUUAACUAUACGAUGAAAGGAACGGGACAAUUUAAAUCAGGCUGGCAAAAUGGAUGGAAAUCAUUUUAUCCAAUUGAACAUUUGAAUUCAGGCGGUUUUUUAUGGCCGGACGAAGAUAAAAUUAAGUUUAUUUUCAAAUUUCAACCUGCGACUAUUUUUGAACAAAAUAAAGUUCUUGAAUGGCACCUCAAUCAAAUGGAACACAAGGCAAGAAAUGCUGAAGAUGCUAUUGCUCGUUUACAAGAAGAAAAGAAAAAGAUCGAACAAACUGUCACUGAACAACGAAGACAAAUUGAGAAAAUCGAAAAGAGAGAAAUUCAACUGAAAGAAACGCUUGGAAGUCAACAAAAAGACCGAGAGCUUAUUACUGAUCAACGUUCUGAACUGAAGGCUUUGAAAAGAGAUAAUGAAUCGCUUAAAAAAAAAUUGAAUGAUUUCGUUGCUGCUCAAAAACGUCAUUGUCAAGAAGACCUACGUAAUGAGUUACAGAGAUACAAGAAAACACGUAACUGCUAA